This is a messenger RNA of Mus caroli (Ryukyu mouse), 6183 nucleotides long. It is a transcript of the gene Slc6a6, whose product is annotated as solute carrier family 6 member 6. Gene Ontology annotation, cellular component: cell projection; plasma membrane. The record is from RefSeq and is a predicted model, not a curated record. Gene Ontology annotation, biological process: sodium ion transmembrane transport; neurotransmitter transport; taurine transmembrane transport. Gene Ontology annotation, molecular function: gamma-aminobutyric acid:sodium:chloride symporter activity; taurine:sodium symporter activity. Lineage: Eukaryota; Metazoa; Chordata; Mammalia; Rodentia; Muridae.
AAGCUGGUAUUUUUCCACCCAGCAGGAUGGGUGAUGCGGAGAGCUGCCUGUUCAGACAACAGACACGCGAGGUCAGGGAGAAGCCGCUUAUAAAUUACCGCUUCCUCCGCGCCGCCGCCAGCGUCGUGCUCCGGGACCUGGCUGCUGCCGAGCUCCCGUGCCCAGCCGCCAACGCCGCGAUCGCCGCCAGUCCCGCCAGCCUCGCCAGCCCCGGGCCAUCCGCUGUGGGCUUAGCCACCCAGGUGCAGAGCCAGUGCCACAGCCUCUUCAGAGGAGCAUCUCAAGUAAAACGAAGAGAUGGCCACGAAGGAGAAGCUGCAAUGUCUGAAAGACUUCCACAAAGACAUCCUGAAGCCUUCUCCAGGGAAGAGCCCAGGCACACGGCCUGAAGAUGAGGCGGACGGGAAGCCCCCUCAGAGGGAGAAGUGGUCCAGCAAGAUCGACUUUGUGCUGUCUGUGGCCGGAGGCUUCGUGGGUUUGGGCAACGUCUGGCGUUUCCCGUACCUCUGCUACAAAAAUGGUGGAGGUGCGUUCCUCAUACCGUAUUUUAUUUUCCUGUUUGGGAGCGGCCUGCCUGUGUUUUUCUUGGAGGUCAUCAUAGGCCAGUACACAUCAGAAGGGGGCAUCACCUGCUGGGAGAAGAUCUGUCCUUUGUUCUCUGGCAUUGGCUACGCAUCCAUCGUCAUUGUGUCCCUCCUGAACGUGUACUACAUCGUCAUCCUGGCCUGGGCCACAUACUACCUAUUCCACUCUUUCCAGAAGGAUCUUCCCUGGGCCCACUGCAACCAUAGCUGGAACACACCACAGUGCAUGGAGGACACCCUGCGUAGGAACGAGAGUCACUGGGUCUCCCUUAGCACUGCCAACUUCACCUCGCCUGUCAUCGAGUUCUGGGAGCGCAACGUGCUCAGCCUGUCCUCCGGAAUCGACAACCCAGGCAGUCUGAAAUGGGACCUCGCGCUCUGCCUCCUCUUAGUCUGGCUCGUCUGUUUUUUCUGCAUCUGGAAGGGUGUUCGAUCCACAGGCAAGGUUGUCUACUUCACCGCUACUUUCCCGUUUGCCAUGCUUCUGGUNCUGCUGGUCCGUGGACUGACCCUGCCAGGUGCUGGUGAAGGCAUCAAAUUCUACCUGUACCCUGACAUCAGCCGCCUUGCGGACCCACAGGUGUGGAUCGACGCUGGAACUCAGAUAUUCUUUUCCUACGCAAUCUGCCUGGGGGCCAUGACCUCACUGGGAAGCUAUAACAAGUACAAGUAUAACUCGUACAGGGACUGUAUGCUGCUGGGAUGCCUGAACAGUGGUACCAGUUUUGUGUCUGGCUUCGCAAUUUUUUCCAUCCUGGGCUUCAUGGCACAAGAGCAAGGGGUGGACAUUGCUGAUGUGGCUGAGUCAGGUCCUGGCUUGGCCUUCAUUGCCUACCCAAAAGCUGUAACCAUGAUGCCGCUGCCCACCUUUUGGUCCAUUCUGUUUUUCAUUAUGCUCCUCUUGCUUGGACUGGACAGCCAGUUUGUUGAAGUCGAAGGACAGAUCACAUCCUUGGUUGAUCUUUACCCGUCCUUCCUAAGGAAGGGUUAUCGUCGGGAAAUCUUCAUAGCCAUCUUGUGUAGCAUCAGCUACCUGCUGGGGCUGACGAUGGUGACGGAGGGUGGCAUGUAUGUGUUUCAACUCUUUGACUACUAUGCAGCUAGUGGUGUAUGCCUUUUGUGGGUUGCAUUCUUUGAAUGUUUUGUUAUUGCCUGGAUAUAUGGCGGUGAUAACUUAUAUGACGGUAUUGAGGACAUGAUUGGCUAUCGGCCUGGGCCCUGGAUGAAGUACAGCUGGGCUGUCAUCACUCCAGCUCUUUGUGUUGGAUGUUUCGUCUUCUCGCUUGUCAAGUAUGUACCCCUGACCUACAACAAAGUGUACCGGUACCCGGAUUGGGCAAUUGGGCUGGGCUGGGGCCUGGCCCUUUCCUCCAUGCUGUGUAUCCCCUUGGUCAUUGUCAUCCUCCUCUGCCGGACGGAGGGACCGCUCCGCGUGAGAAUCAAAUACCUGAUAACCCCCAGGGAGCCCAACCGCUGGGCUGUGGAGCGCGAAGGGGCCACACCCUUUCACUCCCGAGUAACCCUCAUGAANGGCGCACUCAUGAAACCCAGUCACGUCAUUGUGGAGACCAUGAUGUGAGGUCCGGGCCAUGUGACAGGCGCCGCUUUCCUGCUGUUUACUAACGUUAGAUUCUCAUAGGACCAGGUUUACAGAGCUUUAUAUUUGUACUAGGACUUUUUUUUUUAAUUGUCACAGAAAAUGUUACUCUAUGUGUGUGUGUAUGUGUAUCGUGUGUGUCUGUAUAUGUGUGUUUUGUUUUGUUUGGGGGAUAUUUUGUACAAAAAGAAAACCCAUAGGCCUAUGUCCUGGGGGAGAGGAUGGACUUUCAUAUUGAUUUCGAUGUAUUUUGUGGGAACUUGGUAAAUUUCUCUUUGUAUUUUUUUUUAACAUAUAACUAUAUAUACUUAGAGUCUGUCAUACAGUUUGCCACUUGAAUUGGUCUUGCCAGCAAUGGAUCUCGUUUUUCAAAAGCAAUUCUUCGGUGCUUAUAUAGCUGGCAGAAAGUUCUGCCCAAAAACAAAUGAAAAAAGAGAAAAAAAAAAACAAAACAAAACUGAAUGCUGGGUGGAAUUUUCCUAUGAUGGUGGAUACAUCUUCAAGAACGGUGUAGUCCCUUCUGAGCUGGUUCAGGAGGAAGAACACAGCGGAGGAGAGGGAGUCCCCCCCUCCCCCCCACUAACUGAACAGACCUGAGGGGCAGGAGAGAGCAGGGCUGUGGAGAGACCCUCACUCUUCGUCAGCCAACAAGAAAGAUGCCAAAAUACUGGCCCCCACCCUCAGCACGAAUGAUAGAUCUCAGAGCAGCUGAAGCGGUUGUACCAGGGCCAAACGCCUGCCCUCUUACUUGGAAGACAUGGGUGGUAGUCAGUGGGACUGUCUGAACCACCAUGGGUAUUACAGGCAGGGAUGGGACGUCUGAAUGUCUGGUGAGGAUGUGGCUCAGGUCUGGGAGCCUCUGCAGGCGUAGGCAGAAUCCCGGUCUUUUCUUGAACACUCAGUAUGGCUGCCCGAAGCCAGUCCACAGGAGCUGCUGGGGCUUCAGAGUGGGGGUCACACUCAGGAAGUGUCUGCGGUAUUUGAGUGGAGUCAUGGUGGGUGACCAGAGUAUUCCCCAAGCAGAAUGUAUUUUGGUGAGGGCCUGGGGUGAGGGAGGCCAGUGGACCAAAUGAUAUUAGCAGCUCAGGAGGGUGAGUGUACCCCAAGCUGGCAAGUGGACCCCAGGAGGGCACUAUUCUUCCUUGCCUCUUGACAAACUCUUGUGAAAGUUACCACCCCAGAACCAUCCAGCAGCUCCCAGCAAGGAGUGCUCCAAGUGGCUGUAGACCCUGGAUCUUAAAGGAUCUGAGUUCAAGUACAGAGCCAGCUUGGUAGUGACCUCAGAUGAUUUCCAAGCCACUGCAUUGGCUGUUGGACAGNUGUUUGCCUCCCGGGGACGGCAGAGGGAAGAAAGGGNAGUUUCCUCAGCUGAAGCUAUCUCCACAGAAGUGAGGUCAGUCCUCCAGAGCUGCCCAAUGUCAGGCAGGGCUGUUUCCUUCUGAACCAGGAGAGGGCGCUACACCUUCACCCCAGCCUCCACUGGGCCCAACUGUGCCAUCCUGAACUUCUUUGACAAAUGUACACAUUUUUUCCUGUCUCCAAAGCAAUGUACUCUGCCAAGUGACCCUCUAAUCCUCUUCCAGUGGCUGUUGACUCAGCCACCCAUGAUUGUACUGUGUUCCUGUUGUCCUGUGUAUUUCUGGUUGCUCUCGUGUUAUUUUGAGUGUUUGGAGUUCUCCUUCCCCGAUUUUACCGACUUGUAAUGUACCCUGGUUUUCUUUCGUUUAAUGGAACCUUAAAAGUAACCACUGUGGGUGAUUGAAAGACAGGUGAAGUGUAAGGGAGAGGGGGGCUCGUCCAGCCGUGGCAGUGUCUGUGGUCAUGCCCGUCUACCCUACCCCUAACCCCCACCGGGCACGCCCCUCUGGCGAGCGAGCCUUCAGUAUUUUGGGUUGGCAGACAAAUGGCACCAUUCUGGAAAUGGCCUGAGAAAGGCUUUUUUUAAUCAUUCCCAGAUCGAAUUCUAGACCAAAGACACAGCGGGCCAAGUCCCCAGGCCCUGCCUGGAUUUAGAUGGCCAGCCGCCUCCCGAGCCCACUCCCCAGCAGUGUCCCCUCACCUGUCUUCAGUGGCCCCCACUCUCACCCCACCCCUGCCCCUGAUGACCCUUAUUGUGAUGCUUGUCUUUUCACGUCUGCAUGUAAGUAACAUUUUGAAGUAGAGCUCGUGACUCUGGUCCGCCUGCCUCCUGGAGAGAGGGCUAAGCUGUUCACCAACCAGCCCUUGCCUGGAACAGGCCAGAUCCUGUCCUGCCUGUCAAAUGGAGACAGGAAGCAAGGGACAUUGCCUGAUUUAGAUGAGGACGUUAGGUGGGCCCAGGAGACCCUGGGAGAUAUUAUUUGGCCCUAAGAGUGAUGUGACCUCCCAAGUGGAGGGUCCCUGCUGGGCACUGUGGGCAGCCCCAGAGGGCCCUGAUCCAAGGCACUUAUGUAAUCAGGGGAAUAGGCCUAGUGUGGGGACUUACACUGUGAGCUAAGUGGAACUGGACAUUUGAGUCAUUUGUAGCUUCAGGCUCUCCAAGACUUAGUAGAGGGAAGGCAGGUCCAGGGCAUUGUCUAAAUAAACUGACAAGCCUUCCCUGUCAACCAAAGGCCAGAGCUGAUGAGGGCCCUUGCUCCAUUUUCAUGGAACACAGAGCAAUACCCACGUGUGCCCGACAUUACCGCCCUGCUCACCCCGGCCCCGUGCCACCCUUCCUUCCUUCCUUUCUCCUCCAAAGCCUUUGGGAACUAGGAAUUGAUACACCCUCCCCUCAAAUUAUACCACAGGAAACUGAGGGCCAAAGACAUCACUAGUGUGAAGAGCCUUAGCUAGGGUGUAUGGGCAGGCCUUUGACCUCCAUGUAGCCCAAGGCUAUGCAGGAAGUUGCCUGAGAGGGUUUCUUUUCCCUCUCUGCCUCUGGCCUCCAGUCCUCACCUCAGCUCCAUACCCUACCAUGGAAAGCCACGCAGACCGUGGCAACGCAUGAGGAGAAAGCAGCACGUGCCUCUGCACAGGAAGGGGCUUUCUCUAUCACAGGGUGUCACCGCCAUGGCCGACAGCAUUCCAGUCCUGCUUCUUGGGACGGGGGGAUGCUCUAGCAACCAGGCUAACAGGUGCCAGCCCAGUUCCUCUCUCCAAGAUGCAGACACAAGCCAGGAAGGCACCUUAGAGAAGGCCCCUCAUAGUCCCACUCAAACCUGAGACCCCUGUCCUUAUGGACACUGUAAAUACCUCUGUGUGCACACCCCCUCCUUCAUCAAGCCCCAAACCACACACACAACAAAACCCAGAUACUCCAGGAUGGAGAGGGGCAUCCCGGAAGCCAGAGCAGGGCUCCCUUCUCCCCUCCUCCAUCUGAGCNCCUAGGAGCCAGGCCUUCCCAGGAAACUGGCUGUCCAUGCUCUCUGGGAGGGAGGAGUGGUGUCAUUGUCAUUACAGGCAUGUUCUGGCAUGUUCCCUGAAGGACAGAGCAUCUUGUUAUAUAUUUGGCUUCAAAAUGAGAUGGUAGUUCCAUUUUCUUUUUUUUAAAAACAAUCUUUCCAAUCCCUAACAACUGUGACUGUAUUUAGCACAAGAGAAAAGCUGAGAACGUGGGUUUUGCCUCCUUCAGAAAUAUGUCUGGCUCAUCAGGACAUUUUUUAAAAACUUCAAAAUAUUUUUAAGAUAUUUUAAACUUUUGUAAAAAACAAAAAACAAAAAAACAAAUGCACNCACACACACGCACACACACAACACACACACACACUCACACAAAGAAAAAAAAAACCUGAAACCAAUCAAGAAGGGGAGGAGCGUUUGUGUUUGAAGGAUCCUUGGUGUGUGACCUGUCUUGCAGUAUACAAGCUCUGUGUAUGUUUAAUUACAACGACCCCGCAUUUUGCAGGGUUUCGGUUUUAUUUUUCCUCUUUUGCUUUUUAGAUGAAUAUGUAUAUUGAUAUUUUAAAUCCAUCUUUGCUUUUUUUAGAGGAGUUUAUAAUCACCUUGUAACACAACAAUAAACAUUUCCUUUUUAAAAUCCAA